AUGGCUCGAUCAGGCGAACCCUCUCGAUCUCAAUCCACCUCUCGUAGAUCCGACGAGCUCUUUGCCGCAUUCAACGGUCCAGCUGAUACCGAUCCUGGGUUACCAGGAUGCAAGGGAGCUAGUUCUUCAAAUAGACGCUCGACUGAUGUGUUCUUCGAUGCUGGUGAUGCACUUCCCGCACUGGACUCACACCAUGACAACAACACCAGUGCCACAGACAGCGACCCUUUAGGUGCAAAUAGAGCAAAUACAGCAUCCAGCGCUUCUGCUCCAUCCACUUUCCGACAACCAGCCCUUUUCAACCGCACUGGCGCUACACCAGCGUACGACUUUGAAAGGCCGGAAUACUUUCCUAUCGUUACAAGGAGACCUCCACCUACGAGCUCUCGUCCUGAUGCUGCCAACCACGGCACUGCCGAUGCAAAUGCAUCCUCGAAUGGAAACAGCAACAGCAACAGUGCGCACCAAACAACGAUAGACAUGGAAGGGGACGAUUCAAUGCACUCAGCUGGAGGCGGGGGAAGUGGUGUCACUCGCAACGGAUACAGUUCUUUACCUACCUCAUUCAGUGGAGGAGAAGCCGUCGCCGGAGGUAGCACUCAUGAUGAGAACAUGUCGAGAUCCGAUCGCUUGCGCUUUGCACUUGGUCGAUUCGGUCGGUUUGUCGGAAUGGGCAUCCCUGGAGCCCGCUACUCCUCUCUCUCGCAGCAAGAUGGUAGUCGAGCCGGCGUCCACCGACCGCGCCUUGUCGGCGGAGGCAUCGGUCAAGACGGUGUAUUCGCCAAUCUCAGUGCUAAACCAGAACGUCGUCGUCGAGGUCAAAACACCGGCACCACCGACGACCGCGGCGACGACGACGAUUUGGAAGACGACGCACAACCACCCACCUACGAGAUCGCAGCCGCCGACGCAGUGCCGCAGUACUGGGAGACUACGAUUUUGGGCGGAAGUGUACAUCCGCUCGCCAACGGAUUAGGUUGGGUCCCUGGAGGAGCGCAUGUUGGUGCGAUAGAGGAUUUGAUUGUCGAAGGUCUAGCAGUGGGCAAUCUGUUUGGAUUUGCAUGGAACUUGUUAGUUUCGAUGACGUUCCAGUUUGUUGGCUUUUUGCUGACGUAUUUGUUGCAUACUACGCAUGCUGCGAGAUGUGGAAGUCGUGCGGGCUUGGGGGUUACGCUGAUUCAGUAUGGGUUUUAUUUGAGGACGAGGGCAAGCGAGAUGGCCGAGGGCAAGAUUGUGGAUACCAGUGGAGGGUUUGGGUCGGGGGGAGCUAUUUCUCCUGGUCCAGGCUCGGCUGGGUGGUUUGGUGAGGAUCUGGCCGAUACCCAAGAUGAAGGCGGGGCGAGGAGGAGGAGAGGGUGGAUUUCGCGUGCUCAGGUUCAACCGGAUGGUGGUGCGACACUGGCGGAUUUGUUUGCAGCACAAGCAGAUGGUCAACCGGUGAAUGUGGAGGCAAGUAUCAGCGAUUCGAUGAGUCAAUCGACCGAAUGGUUGGCAUAUGUGUUGAUGGUUUUGGGUUGGACGAUCUUGCUUUCGAGUAUGCUGAGCUAUUGGAGGAUUUGGAGGUGGGCCAAGUCGCUCGUCGAUGCUGCGCAUAGAGAACAAGAGUCGUCCGACCCGCCGCAAGAGACAAGUAGUGGGGAGACAGCGGAUGCAACGAGUAUCGUAAACAGAUUCAGAUCUCUUUUCGGCUCAAGAGAUGGGAAUGGAGCUGGAUCGGGAGAAGAUUGGGUUCUGUUCCCUGGUAUUGGUCAUCGAUUAGGUAGAUCAGGCGGCGGCGGUGGUGGUAGCGGGAGUGCAAGAGAUCAUCCAACAAGUAUCGCCGAUCUGGAAGAUGAUGACGGCUUGGAUACGGAAGAUGCUACUCUCAACCCGGCGGAAAGAAGGUUGUUGGCCGAUAUGAGGAGAGUUGGUCUUGCCUAG
This is a messenger RNA of Ustilago hordei, 1920 nucleotides long. RefSeq lists its product as uncharacterized. Bases 1 to 1920 code for a protein of 639 amino acids. The record is from RefSeq and is a predicted model, not a curated record. Gene Ontology annotation, cellular component: endoplasmic reticulum; Golgi apparatus; perinuclear region of cytoplasm. Gene Ontology annotation, biological process: ubiquitin-dependent protein catabolic process; vacuolar transport; positive regulation of protein ubiquitination. The transcript has a single exon. Lineage: Eukaryota; Fungi; Basidiomycota; Ustilaginomycetes; Ustilaginales; Ustilaginaceae.